This is a messenger RNA of Eimeria mitis, 1179 nucleotides long. RefSeq lists its product as uncharacterized. The record is from RefSeq and is a predicted model, not a curated record. NCBI's taxonomy places the organism in Eukaryota, Apicomplexa, Conoidasida, Eucoccidiorida, Eimeriidae.
AUGGAACCUUCAGCUGGUCUUCCCGUAACGGGAACUGCCUUGUUGGCAGGCGAAGCUGCAGCAGGAGCGGCAGCGGGAGAGAAUCUGGGCGCUGAAGCCGAUGGUGGUUUCGAAGAGUAUGGCGAAGAGCAAGAAGGAAGUGAAGACUAUGAAGAUGAUGAAUCGCUCUCUUUUGAUUUGCCCUUAGAGACUCCUAAACAAGGAGUGCCCAUAUUACUGGCCUCUUCACUGCUGGGUGCGUGGAUUCUGCUGCUCGUGGCUGUGGGCUGGUCAGCGUUGAAGGGGGGAGGGCGAACAGCCUUAGAUAGCUUGCCUUUAGAUUCUGAUUCCUUGUUGACGUAUCGCGAGAAGUUCAGGGAUAGUGUAGACAAGCUAGAAGAAACGUGGAAAGAAACCCCCGAGCCAGUGAAACUCGCAUUUGCAAAAUACCACAUGCCCACCACUAGCGACGAGAAACAGAUGAAGCCUGCCGAGGCCUGGGCUCUUCUUCAGAGGCAGAUGGACGUGACUUCUCUCUGCAACUCCGCAGCACUAAGACUUCACGGGUUAGCUAAACUCGAGAGCAAGGUAGAACGAGCUAAACUCCAUGCAGAAGCAUUUGGCACCGGAGAGGGCGUGUUUGAUAUGGGAGCAGUAAUGGGUGAUCAGAUGACUUUUGAUGAGUUCCUUAGAAUGUUUCCCGCUCGAAUUCAACAAGAAAUGGAAGAUUAUGAAGUCCCAGGAACUGUUCCAACUUCUCUAGGAAUGAAACUUGCAAUGACGGUAGAAGCACUUGAUACAUAUGCUAUAGACGGGCGAUAUGUCGCAAUGCGCUAUGAUUCAGUCUUAGAAGCUUAUGGGAUGGCUCUUGAAACUGUUAACUUUCAUAACUUUGCGGACGCUCCUCCAGUCAUUUCACCUGCAGAUAAAACCCCUGCAAACGCAGAGGUAUUGAUGCGCUUUAUAGCGCAACAAUUCGUACGUUCAAAUCAGAGGCUAUGGGCCCCGAUUGUCGUCAAAGCCUGCGCUGAAGACUGGAAUGAAGAAACUGUGAAAAACCUCCUCGAUGAAGUUGAAGAUGGAGAGGCGAAAAGGGUGCGGGAACUGCUGCAAGAGAAAAGGGAACUCGUGCAAAAGGCCGUAAUCGAAAAACCUUUACAUGACGGCCAUAUUCUUCCCUUGUCUGUGUUUCUGUUGUAA